AUGUCAGGCGCCAACAGCGGCAAGGCCCUCACUGCCUGGACAGACAAGGAGCGCCUCGUCUAUCUCUUCGCACUCAUCGAGAAAUCCAACAUCACGUUCGACUAUAACAACACACCCCGCCCCGCCGGCCGUUCCGUCAUCGCCUGCCAACGCAUGAUGGGUCGUCUCAAGGAUACCCUCAAGAACGAGUUGGAGGCUCUUAUGUCGGGUAACCCCAUUGAGGAGGAUACCCCCAAGAAGACUUCGACUCCGCGAAAGCGCAAGGCGAAGGGCGAGGCUGCUGCUGACGGAGAGGGUGAAGUCACUCCUGCCAAGCGUGGCCGCAAGAAGAAGGUCUCUGAGGAUGUCGUCGGUGACGAGGAAGAGGAAGUCACUCCCGUUAAGCCUGAGCCUAAGGAGGAGGAUCUUGAGGAAGACAUUUGA
Alternaria incomplexa is the source of this 423-nucleotide messenger RNA. RefSeq lists its product as uncharacterized. The coding region runs from base 1 to 423 and encodes 140 amino acids. The record is from RefSeq and is a predicted model, not a curated record. The transcript has 3 exons. Lineage: Eukaryota; Fungi; Ascomycota; Dothideomycetes; Pleosporales; Pleosporaceae.